Pyricularia grisea is the source of this 348-nucleotide messenger RNA. RefSeq lists its product as uncharacterized. The record is from RefSeq and is a predicted model, not a curated record. The transcript has 2 exons. NCBI's taxonomy places the organism in Eukaryota, Fungi, Ascomycota, Sordariomycetes, Magnaporthales, Pyriculariaceae. Bases 1 to 348 code for a protein of 115 amino acids.
AUGGAGAUGAGGAUAGAAGGAAAGCUCAUAGAGCAGAACCUCCAGCGAGUCCCCAUCUCAUCCGAUGUUGUGCAGGAACACAACAUGCAUAAAUUUGGUGAUCUAGCAAUGCCCUCGAAAAUUCGCGAACGAGUUCAGACGGCGCUCGAUGCGGAAAGGGAUAAUACCUUUUUGCUGAAGAGGUUAUUUCGUGAAAAGGAUCAGGCAAAAGCUGGCUCUAAAAGAAUUACAUUGCUUCCCGACGGCCACCAUGAUGACGGGGUUUUGGACCCAGGCAGGAAAGACUGGCUGCCGAGGAUGCCUAAGCGGUUGGGUAACAAGGCAGUGGAGGCACCAGAGGAGGAGUGA